AUGACGAAGGCUCCUUUCUCUGUGGAGUGGCUUUCUCAGAGCAGCCAGGCUACCAAGCAGGCCCGGGACGGGUCAAAAACCCAGCCAGCCUGCUCUUCCACGUGUCCCAAUGACACCCAAACCAAGCUGGGCAAUCUCGUGCCGAACUCGCAGCCGGGGGUGACGGCCAUACCCCAGAGUGGGAACAAAGUCCCUGCCAGAGACCACGAGGCGCCUCCCGAACAUCGUCUUCCGCUCCAGAAGAACUCGGAGCGCCCUUCUUCAGCAGGAGCGCUGGCCGGUUCCAGUCGGGAGUGGGGCGGUGCAGAGUGCAGCUCGGACGGCGAGGGAAGCGUCACAGAGAGCCAGAGUCCGGAAGACGCCGGAGGUAGAAGCACAAGCAGCCGCCGUUUACGCACCGCUUUCAGCCUGGAGCAGAUCAGCACCCUGGAGAGCUCCUUUAAGCGCCAGAAAUACUUGGGAGCCGCGGAGAGGCGCAAACUGGCUAAUAAAAUGCAGCUGUCAGAAGUGCAGAUCAAGACUUGGUUCCAGAACCGGAGAAUGAAGUUGAAACGGCAGCUGCAGGAGAUGAGACCAGAUCCCUUCCAUGCAGUGCCCUAUUACAGCUCCCUCCAUUUUGGACCUCAUAGUGGGCCCCUGUCUUAUGUUUACUCACCUCACCAGCAGACUCUUACCAGGAGAGAAGUUUUCUCUUCUGGCAUCCCUUUCUCUCCAAUGCCAGCUUCUGCCUUGGAUCCCACAAGCACCUCUGGGGCUCAGUCAGGUGCCCUCUGGCCAGCAUCUGUGCCCUAUUUUGUGGGAUACCCAGACCCUAGAACAUUCUUCAUGACUCUCUGAACCAGUCAAUCCACAGGGACUGUGAUGACUCACAGGAAAAUUUGCACUAAGGCUAGCCCUUUGGGUUACCCAGAGCUGUAGUUGCCUAGUGGAUUUCUGCUGAGAUCCUUAGCCCUAUACACUAGGGAGAUAUUUUGCACAGAGACAUUUGCACAUAGGUGAUUGGCAAAGUAAUAUUCAUAUUACUGCAAUGUGUUCAAAUAAAGCUAAUUCAUUUGGUAAGACCUUGUUGGGUCUUUAGUUGUCCCAUAAGUGUUGGCCUGGCCCUGGAGAACACAAGCUAGCUUCAAUAGGAGCACAUGCAGUUUUGCAGAGGCACAAUAUAUGG
Heteronotia binoei (common prickly gecko) is the source of this 1165-nucleotide messenger RNA. RefSeq names its product VENT homeobox (gene VENTX). NCBI's taxonomy places the organism in Eukaryota, Metazoa, Chordata, Lepidosauria, Squamata, Gekkonidae. Gene Ontology annotation, molecular function: RNA polymerase II cis-regulatory region sequence-specific DNA binding; DNA-binding transcription factor activity, RNA polymerase II-specific. Gene Ontology annotation, biological process: cell differentiation; regulation of transcription by RNA polymerase II. Gene Ontology annotation, cellular component: nucleus. The coding region runs from base 1 to 837 and encodes 278 amino acids. The record is from RefSeq and is a predicted model, not a curated record. The transcript has 3 exons.